Triticum aestivum (bread wheat) is the source of this 4050-nucleotide messenger RNA. Its product is annotated as putative disease resistance protein RGA3. Bases 104 to 3481 code for a protein of 1125 amino acids. NCBI's taxonomy places the organism in Eukaryota, Viridiplantae, Streptophyta, Magnoliopsida, Poales, Poaceae. The transcript is spliced from 2 exons. The record is from RefSeq and is a predicted model, not a curated record. Gene Ontology annotation, molecular function: ADP binding.
AUAAGCUGAGCUGACAAGCGCAAGCGCUCCCUCCCCCUUCACUCCAAUCUUGGAACCAAAGCUCACGCGUAAAAGCCGAGCAAAGAGCAACAAGAUCAAGCCCAUGGAGGAAGCAGCGUAUCCCGUUGGUUUGGAUCCUGCAAGGCUGGCGGAGGCGCCGCGGCUGGUCGGCUCGGUUUCUCGGGCCAUCGAGGGACUGGCCACCGAGAUCCAAUCGCGCGGCGGCCUGCACGGCCACGUCUCCCGGGCGUGGGGGCGCGGCUGGAAGGCGCCCUUCCCGGAGCUGGAGGUGCUCAAGGUCCACAUGCUCAAGAUCUGGUUCAUCUCCGCCGACGCCGACCCGCCGCGUGCCGGUGACAAGGCGCUGGCUAAGCAAGCCAGAGACGCCACCUAUUUGGUGGAUGGACUUCAGGACAUGAUUCAGUACAGUAUGCUUCUAUCCUACCUAGCCCCGCGCGCCAAGAUUCAAUUCAAGCUGCUUUCCGCUCUGAGGUGCCUGCUUGCUUUCGGGUUUUCAAAUCCAAACAAGAUCUUGAGGGGCAUCAAACUUGUGAAUGAAGAAACUCGCAGGCUUGGCCAUCUGCUGGAAAAGGAAAAGGCCGCUGGCAAUCCUCUGCCGCCGCCACCUUAUUCGGGCAAGCAAGUUCUUCAGAGGGGGCUAGUAUUUGGGCGCCACAAGGAUGCCAAUGAAAUCGUGCAGAUGCUCAUCCAGCCGUGCGGUAAGCCUGCAACUGAGAGGAUUGUCUCCAUUGUUGGUCCGGGGGGCAUCGGGAAGACCACGCUGGCUCAGAUGGUAUCCAAUGAUGCAAGAGUCAGGCUGCAUUUUGAUGUCACAUGUUGGGUAUCCCUUUCCAGUGUUUCUAGCAAAGUGGAGCUUGCUGCAGAGAUCUUAAGGUUGGCUCACCCAGCUUGGGACGGGUCUGCUGAGAAGAUGCUGGAUUUUCAGAUGCUUCAGUCUGAGCUCCAUCGGUUUGUUACAUCCAAAAGGUAUCUCAUUAUUCUAGAUGAUGUUUGUUGUAGCAGCACGGAUGAAUCCUGGCUGGACAUGUUCACUCCUCUACAGUCUGCAGAUAUUGGGAGCAGAGUUUUGGUGACUUCUCGCACCAACACCGUGCCUCACAUGCUGGGUGCAUCACAGAUGUACAAUGUAAACCCGCUUACUAGUGACGACUGCUGGGCCCUGCUUAAGGAACAUGCUUUUCCGAGUGAUACCGAGGAUGUCCAUCCAGAUCUUGAGCUGGUCGGGAGGAAAAUUGCUGCAAAAAUCAGUGGAUUACCUUUGGCUGCCAAGUUGCUGGGAGGGGUGCUAAGAGCUUCAAGGAGUGAGUCACACUGGAUGAAUAUCUUGGAAACAGAACUGCAAGACAACACUGUUUCCCCCGCUAUGCACUUGAGCUAUAAGUACCUGCCAGCACACCUCAAGCGAUGCUUUGCAUACUGCAGUUUGUUUCGACAUGCUUAUAAGUUUGAUCCAGCACACUUGUCCCGUCUUUGGAUUGCCGAGGGUUUUGUUCAACUGCAAGGCAGGGCUGACAAAAGGAUGGAAGACAUAGCUAGAGAAUAUUUUGAUCUGCUCCUUUCACGCUCUUUUUUUCAGGAAAUCAAGCUUGGACCCAAGACAUACUACUUGAUGCACAGUUUACUGCAUGAUCUUGCAAAGUCUGUUGCAGCGGAGGACUGCUUCCAUAUUGAAGAUGGCAUGAAAUGUGACAUCCCAUCAACAGUGCGCCAUUUGUCGGUCACUUUGCACAGUCUACCUGCUCUCACGAGCUUCCGUGGGCUAGAGGAGCUGCGCACCUUGUUAAUCCGACCAUCAAUUACGUCCUCCUCCAGCACCUUCCUGGAGGAUUUUGCUGUGAAUUUAAAAAGUAUCCUGGAGAAGUCAAAGCAUUUGCGUGUUCUUGAUCUCAGCGGCUAUAACUCCAAAGAGUUGCCUUAUUGCAUCUAUGAAUUGCUGCACCUCCGUUACCUAUCUAUCCAUGGCUCCAUCCAAAGACUAUCUGAGUCCAUUGCCAAGCUUCUGCAUCUGCAAACAUUGUGCAUCACUGGAAAAUGUUCCCUUGAGAAGCUUCCUGCGAGCAUUAGUAUCUUGGUCAAUCUGCGGCAUCUUAUGGUUGAAAUAAAGUAUACUGCAGGAUUGGUAGGCAUUGGCCAGCUGACAAACAUGCAGGGAUCACUUGAGCUCCGCAUUGAGAAGAGGGAAGGACAUAAACUAGAAGAGCUGAAGAACAUCAAUGGUCUUCGUGGGCUACUAAAAAUAAAAGGUCUAGAAAAUGUUUCAAGCUAUGAAGAAGCCUGCAAAGCUGAGUUGAAUAAGAAACUUCAUCUUAAUUCUCUGAAUUUGGAAUGGAGCUCCGCUAGUAGAAAUAGCUCCCCUUGUGCUGAUGCAAAGGUACUUGAAGGUCUGCAGCCUCACCAAGACAUCAAGGUACUUCAUAUUAGAAGAUAUUGUGGCACCAAAGCUCCCAGCUGGCUAGAGCCGUUGCAACAACUGCGUUCCUUGCACCUUAUCAAUUGCAGGAGUUUAUGCAUUCUUCCUCCAUUGGGAAAUUUGGGAUCACUCAGAUAUUUACACAUGAAGGAGCUGUGUGCAAUUGACCAGAUUGGACAAGAGUUUUAUGGCACAGGUGAUGUGGCAUUUCCAUCUCUAAGUGUCCUUGAAUUUGAUGAUUUCCCAAAGUUGCGUCAGUGGGCUGGCAUAGAAGACAAGAACUCAUUUCCAUGCCUUGAAAGUUUAAGUCUGAUUGAUUGUCCAGAAUUGAUCCAAAUUCCUUUGUUACCCCAAGCUACUCGUGAAGUUACCAUCGAACGUACAAGGUUGAUACCAUAUAUGAGGCUUGCGCCCUUGUCUUCAAGUUCAGAAAUGCUCCAGCUGGAUGUUUGCGCAAGUUCUGUCGUCCUCGAUAGACUACUCUACAGACAUAAUAUAGAGUCCAUUGCAGUGUUAAACAUAAGUGGGGCUGAACAGCUUGUUGCUUCUGGACAACUGGGGUCUCUUGUUUCUCUGCAAAGGCUUGAGCUCUCUCAGUGUGGUCUUACUGACCAGGCUUUAAGAAGCUUUCUCCAGGAUCUGCCUUGUUUGUCCUCUUUGGAGAUUAUAGACCUUCCUAACAUAACAUCGCUUCCUGUAUCGGGAACAGUCAAGUUCUGCACAAUGCUCACUGAGUUGUGCAUUCGCAACUGCCAGUCGCUUUGUUCUCUAUCCUCAUUGCAGUAUUUUGGUUCACUAAAAUAUCUGGUGGUCGAAAGAUGCCCUGAAGUAACUGCAACAUCUUUUCCGGUGAACCUUAUGAGCCUUGCAUAUCUGAAGGUGCUGAGAUUGUCAUACUGCACAGAGCUUCAAUCUUUACCAGCUCUGCCAUCCUCACUGGAAACACUUCAUAUCUUUGGGUGCCACCCAGCGUUGUCUAGGCAGUCAAGAAACAGGAAUGGGAAUUAUGUUGAGAAGCUUGCAGUUGCACCUAGCGUAUUGAUUCAGUGACAGAAUAUUGUGCAAGCGGUUCUAAUCGAGAAGGUAAAAUCCCCCGCAUCAUCAUCCUUUAAGCGACGGGCUAUGUCCAGGUCCGAAUCCCACUUGGCCUUCUUCGGCUGCUCUUCCUUGCCAUUGCCGGAAGAUGCCAAUUGGCGAAUGCAUCAGCCCACGGAAGCAGCGGGGAGGCUUCUCUUUUCGGAGAAAAAAAAGGCGGCCUUGCUGCGGUGCGAGUGGCCGCACGGGUUGGAGCCAAUGGGUGGUCGUGGCCUUCACGAUCUGGUCCAGAUCUGCAAUCACUCACCACUCGAAAGAUGCCCUGAAGUAACUUCAACAUAUGAAGGUGUUGAGAUUGUCGUACUGCACAGAGCUUCAAUCUUUACCGGGUCUGUCACCCUCACUGAAAACACUUCAUAUCUUUGGGUGCCACCCAGCGUUGUCCAGUCUGUCAAGAAACAGGAACGGGAAUUAUGUUGGGAAGAUUGCAAUUGUACCUAGCGUCUUGGUUCAGUGACAGAAUAUUGUGCAAGGUAGUGUAAGAACAAAUAACUCCGGCAUCAGGUAAAAAAAUUGGGACCCUA